This is a messenger RNA of Zophobas morio, 2982 nucleotides long. RefSeq names its product angiopoietin-4. The coding region runs from base 104 to 2215 and encodes 703 amino acids. Lineage: Eukaryota; Metazoa; Arthropoda; Insecta; Coleoptera; Tenebrionidae. The record is from RefSeq and is a predicted model, not a curated record. The transcript is spliced from 7 exons.
UCGCCGUCUGCGGUCAGUAGCACACCAAAUCCCGACGAGUCCGGAGCCCGGAUUUUCGCGAGCGCCUUAUUUCUGUGCUUUCGAUAGUGACUGUGACUGUGGCAUGAGGGGUGCCGGGUGGUGCCUGCUCUUGGUGGGUGUGGCGGCGUGCGCGGGGUUGUCGUCGCGGCUCCCGAGGACCAGCGCGGGGCAGCUCGCGGCGGCGGCGGCGGCGCAAAAUAAAACGUCGGCGCAGCUGCGGGGACGGCCGGCGACGAUUGGCCCGCCGCCGGGCAGAGGGGCGAGCAGCAGAGUGAGGGAACAGUACCUUUUCAACGUAUUCGAAGCCAUCAUCUCCACGCUCGACUCCAAACUACAAAGGAUAGAAAACUUAGACAAAGCAGUUGAACAUUUAAUGCGAAGAGUCGAAGGUUUAGAUAACCGAGUGAACAAUAACAUCGACAAAACUGAAUCUGUAAUCGCAAAACUUGCUCUUCUUGAUUCCAAACUCUUCAAUUUCGAUCCGAAAAAAGUAGACAUCGGUCAAGGUGACAACGCAAACUUAGGUCGAAGAUUAGUGUCGCUAGACCAAAAAGUCAGCGACAUUGACAAUAAGCUCAACGUCUUGAAAAAUCAGCUCGACAAUAAUUUCCUUCAAGGUGAAGACAUAAAUGCCGAAGCUAGCGAAAAGAAACCAGUUAGCAUGAACGUCGUCGAGAUCACUAAAGCGCUUAAUACUGAAGUAAUCAGUCACGUAAGUAAAGAACUGGGACAAUUAAGAGAAGCUACACAGCACGUUGAUGAGAAACUCCAGUACCAUAUCAACUUGGUGUCUGAAAAUUUUGGAAAAAUGUUGACGAUGAUAACUGAUGUUCACCAUGCUAUUGUCGACGAUAUGACGUUCAGCUAUUACAAUAAAACCACGACGCCUAUUCCAGAAGUGGUCAAAAACAACAAAAUCGAUGCUUUGGUUCAGCAAAUGCGACCCAUCAUUUCCGUUUCUGAGAAAAUGGAUGAAGUUUGGGACGUGGUAGUCGGUACAAAAUCUUCAGUUGACGAUUUAGUCCCAAAAUCUGACGAACUGUUGACGCAAACCCAACGACAAGAGCGCGCGAUUGGUGAAAUUCAUAGCGACCUUAGGACGAAAACGAACAAGAUAAUCGCCAAUUUAGAUAAAGUGGAGAAGAGAUUGAAAAAACAGGAAGACGACGUAGCUACGUUAGCUCAGAGACCCGUUCCUGCAGAACUCCUUCUGGAUCCCACGAUUGACAGAUUGGUGGAAUAUGACCCUAGUAGAUACGUCGAAGAAUACGCAACUGAUACCACUCUUCCUGUGACUUUUACGACGUUACCACCACCGACAUCCAUUACUCAAACUUCGUCAACUCUGAAUCUAAGUAGCACGACUCCUAUGACACCCGCAACGCAACAAACGACGGAAAAACGAGCAGAGAAGAGAAAGAGUGGUCUUAUCUUCCCGAGUGUGAAGAACAAGCCAUCGCCUGCUAACACGACGUUUGCUUCGGAGCUUUUAGCCAACGUGAAAGAUGUAAAGGGUUAUUCUUGCGUGGACUUGCUCAACGCAGGCAUGCGUGACUCCGGAGUGUACUACUUGCAAAUCCGUGGAACGACCUACUGGUUCUUGAAGGUGUUCUGCGAACAAGAAGUCGCUGAUGGCGGAUGGACGGUGAUCCAGCGUCGAGACGACUUCGGCGAUCCCCGGGAAAACUUCAAUCGCGACUGGAACGACUACAAGAACGGUUUCGGAGACCCCGCCAAGGAGUUCUGGCUCGGCAACGAAAACAUCUACAUGCUGACCAACAACGAAGAAUACAUCCUCCGUGUGGAACUGGAGGAUUUCGAAGGGAACAAAAGGUACGCUCAAUAUUCACACUUUAAAAUAUUCUCCGAGGCCGAAUACUAUAAACUGGAAAUCGAUGGUUAUGAAGGCAACGCUGGCGACUCUUUGAACGACCCGUGGUACGGAAGCAACAACAGUCCAUUCUCAACAUAUAACAGAGACAAUGACAGAUCGAGUCUCAACUGCGCCUCCAUGCUGAAGGGUGGCUGGUGGUGGAAAUCCUGCGGCCGAGGCCUCAACGGCCUGUACCUCAACGACCCACAAGACCUUACAGCCCGACAAGGCAUAGUCUGGUUCAGAUGGAGAGGAUGGGACUACACGCUGAAGAAGGCCAUGAUGAUGAUCAAGCCCAAGCCGGCCGUUACGACCACAUGAUCAUCUAGGGGAGAAAGAGCGAAUUAGCCAAUUUAUAAUCAUCGGUCCAGUGAAUCAUUUCCGAAAUUUCAUCGAUCAUAAUCAAUAUUUAUUUCGACACAUCCGACACUUUACCUAUUUAAAAUUACCUCAUAGUAUAGUUUUAUACAGCUUUUACGUAAAUGCAGUGCAAUUUGUGUUAUUAUUAAUGCACGAAUUCCACUGUGUGCACUCUACAUUUGUAAUAGUAGGAAUACAAUUAUAGGAUAGGAUUUGUACAUUUGUCACGCCAUUCACAUCCCGUCAAGUAGCGAAUAAGAUGAGGUGUUUCAUGUAUUAUAGCGUAGUCAGACUAAUACUACACAAAAGGAUGCACACAAUUUCCUGCACUUGUUUUGCAUAAACUAACCAUUUUACUAACGUGGAAGAGACGACAUUUUUCGGUUGUAUCAAAUUUCCGCUGAUUAUAAAUUGGGUUGUAAUAUUCCAAAAAGAACAACGAAACACACAUUAUUAUGUAAACGAGGAAAUUUAAGACUGUGUCACUUAUCGGAAUUAUUUUUUUCUCCUCGAAAAAAUUCUACCGAUAGGUUUGUAUUAAUGUAAGGUAUUUUGUUAUGAGGCUAAUGGGACAUCAAAUGCAAUGUUCGUAUUAGACAGGUUUAAAAAGAGAUCCUACGUUAGGUAACGUACCUUUUAGCGUUUUAUAUGGUUGUUGUAAAUAUUAUAAUACAUCAGAGUUGUAUAAAUUAAAUAUAUUUUAAUAUAAUAAAUUAUGUUAAGUAAUA